Messenger RNA from Prorocentrum cordatum, 333 nucleotides. Lineage: Eukaryota; Dinophyceae; Prorocentrales; Prorocentraceae. The record is from the annotation of a GenBank genome assembly.
AUGGCCGUGCGCCGCUCCAGCCUGCUCUCGGUGGUCGUGCUCGGCAUGGCCGCCACGGCGGUGUUGAUGGGCGCGCAGGCGUUCUGCGGCGGCAAGGCUCCGCAGACUUCGGCGCUGCGCGGCAAGGUGGCCCAGGGCGCCCUCCCGGUGGAGAUGGUGGAUACGGUCGCGGACGCGUCCUCGAUCAUGACCGCGUUGCAGAUCCAGCAGCCGGCUUGGGCGGCCAACCUGGUCCUCGUGAUCAUCCCGAUCUCCAUCCUCAUCAUCAUCUACCUCCAGUCGGAGAAGACGCUGCAGGAGAGGGAUGCCGUCAUCGGCAAGCAGAGGCUGUGA